Messenger RNA from Leptosia nina, 2661 nucleotides. The record is from the annotation of a GenBank genome assembly. NCBI's taxonomy places the organism in Eukaryota, Metazoa, Arthropoda, Insecta, Lepidoptera, Pieridae.
AUGACUGAAAGAUGUCAAAAACAGUUUACAGGAAAAAAUCGUAAUCAAAAUUUUAUUAUUUACGGAGGAAUUCUUUCUGCUUUACUAGCUGUUUUAUAUUUUUACAGAUUUCACUUGGUCACAAUAAUAGUGAGUUAUGGAUUGGGAUGUGUGGCUUGUUAUUAUGCUAUUACCACUGACUUUUUGCGAAACUAUGUUGAACAAAUUACGUGCCAUUUCAUACAAAAAUCACCAGAAAAAGCGACCCCGAGAAAGCAGGGUUGCAACACUUGUGGAUCAAGAGAGUGUGAUCGUCAUGAUCCUCAAAUGUCUGCAGAGCCCUGGAGAGGGCUACAAAUACAUAAACAGUUGGAUCAAGCCAUAGAAGAUUUUUACAAUACAAUUUUAGAGCAAUUUAUAAAUUCAUGGUACACCAAGAUUACAAUCCAACCGUUUUUCGUGGACGAAUUAAGGCAUCAACUGAGAUUUGCUUCAGCAUCAUUAUUAAGGAGGGCAUUGAAAAUAGAUUAUGCUAAACUGAUAUCAGAAAGGUUGGUCCCGUGUGCGUUACGUCACUACAGUGUGGUGACGUCAGGGGCUAGGCCGUGUAUGCACGUAGCGGCGAGCAACCGUUCCGCUGAGUUGCGAUAUCUGCGCUGUGUGACUGAGGCCUUAUUGCCGUAUUUGCUGAGGAAUAAUGAGAUUCAAAAUUCAGUAUUUAAAGUUUUAAUACGAGAAAUAUUCGCGGGCUGGGUGCUUCUUUCGCUGACUGAUGUGUUGGCGGAUCCCUAUAUUCUGAACACGCUUAUUAUUUUAGCCACUAGUAAUGAAACAAUGGCGCCAUUACCAGCCACGCCUAACUAUAAAGUGGAAUUUCUUGAGACAUUCGUGCGUCAGACGGAGUCUGUGUAUGCGCAGCGGCCUCGUCUUCUGCGCGUUGAGCUGGAUUUACUGGUUCACGAGCCGGACCACUUUUACGCCUUCAUGCAGCACUUGAAGAGCAGCGGAACCAUACACGUGCUGCACUUCUAUAAGGAUAUCAAAUCGUUUCAAACUCGAAUACUCAACCCUGAACUGACAGCUAAAGAGCAAGCCCAAUUACACCGCGAAGCGAAAGAGCUGUACCUCAGGUAUAUCGCCGUCUCGCUCCCGUGCGUCACUUUACCGGAUGCGCUAGAGCGAGAGCUCCGAGACAUGCUGAAUACAAGCGAGGAUUGUAUCAAAAGGUUGCAAACAAGUCGGGCACUGUACCAGGCUGCUCACCAAUCCCACGCGAUGCUGGAGAAAGUAUUGAUGCCCAAGUUUCUGCACAGCGACGAAUUCUACAAAUUGUUGAUCGGACCAAGAAUACCUACUGGAUAUCAUAAGAUGCUAACCAAAAGGCCUCAAGAAAAACCAUUUAAAUUAGGUACUAAAUUACGCAACGUGCUUCGCUCUCAGACGGUAGAUGGGCAAGUACUAGAAUCUAAUCUAACUGAUGAGGAAGGUUUGGAAAAUGUGGAUAUCCUCAAGUAUCUGGACUCGUUAGCGGCUGACGACAGCCUCGGCGAUCAAGACCUUAGCACAUAUAAGGUUGUGUUGACGAACGUUGAGACUAGAUUGCAACCCCCGCCUCGCCGCGGCCCAGUCAGAGUCUUUAGCAUGGCGGUGCACCAUGUCAGGCCAGGUGUCACUGCCAACCUUUGGACCGUCGAACGCACUGAACACGACUUCCAUCUACUAAGGAGUAAGCUUCAAGAGUUCCAUGGUGACCGAUUGCUGGCUCAUUUACCUUUGCCUUCUAGAAGAGACAACAGCCCACUCGAAACGCUCCGAUACAAGUACGAAGACUUCUUACAAAGGAUUCUUCAAAUAACCCUACUUCAGACGAGCGAAUUGCUGUACCUUUUCCUCACUGUUGACACGGACUUCUCGUUGGUGGUCCAGGCUUCGACGCUCAACGUAGGCACGGAUCUUGGGAACAUAUAUCAGUCUGUGACACAUAGAUUGAGAAAGGAAAAGGGGCAACAUCUCGAAAGCUUUCUGAGGAACUUCCUAAUUUCGUCCGAUAAGGAACGAUACCAAGCGCUAAAACAAGGUACAACACGCGAAGUCGAAGAGGCCCAAGAAGUGAACGAGAACGUUGACGUACCCGCCCGGAAACAUUACGUACGGAAUAUACGCAAUCGAACGUUCGAGAACAACUUCGACGCACGGCCUAUUAUCACGGAUAGAGAUAUGAAGCACCAGACUAGCGUGGUGGGAUUUACUCAGUGCGUUAUGUAUAUUUUACUGAGGGUAGUAAAAACACACCAAAUCGUUACGGGGGUCAUUGGAAAUGUAUUGUCGAUGGCUCGUGGAUUGGUGGAUAGUGCAUUUAAUACAACUCUCAACCAACGACUCUGCGACUUGCUCAGUGAGAGGAGAUUAGCGCACCUUAUUCGAUUAGGGCAUGGUAUUCUGUUCAGCAAGCGUCCGUCAGUGCGCAGUGACGUAAUCCAGCACCGGGCGGUUGCGCGUGCGCGUAUAUCCACGUGUUGCAAUCGCCGCGAGCUCUUCGUCCUGGGGCCGGGGCUUCAGCGCGCGGCGCUAACCACCUUCGAUAUUAUACAGAACCCGCUGCUAAAUAAACAGUUGGUCUACAACUUACUAGAUCUGUGCAUUUUGGAAUUAUUCCCAGAAUUGCGUAGGGACGCCAGUUGA